ACGAUAUCGCAUCCACCCCGUUGCCAUCAGUUCGACAUCACGACAAACGACGAGCACCAGACCUCCUUGUAUAUCGGUUACUUGAGAGGGCGGAAGCUACACAACAGACACGAUGCCUUCCGAAAGUGGUCACAGAUUAUACGUCAAGGGACGUCACCUGAGCUACCAGCGCUCUCGUAACAUCACCCACCCUGGCACCAGCCUGAUCAAGAUCGAGGGUGUUGACAGCACAAACGCUGCCAACUUCUACCUCGGCAAGAAGGUCGCCUUCGUCUACCGUGGCCAGAAGGAGAUCCGCGGCACCAAGAUCCGCGUGAUCUGGGGCAAGGUUACCCGACCUCACGGUAACUCCGGCGUUGUCCGCGCCAAGUUCGCCAAGCCUCUUCCCUCAAAGUCUUUCGGUGCUUCCGUUCGCGUCAUGCUGUACCCCUCGUCGAUAUAAAUAGGAUUUCGGAUUGGAGUUGGUUGUGAGGGCGGUUCUCAUUUGGUUGCAUUGGUCGAGGCAAGGAUAAAGCAUAUCGCCUUGCUUUGAGGCUUUAAAUCAAAAAGACGUCAAAUUCCCAACUUCGAAAGGUUCUUGGGCAUCUGUGACUCGACGUAUGUGGCAGAAAAUUUUGCGAACUGCAAAAAUGGAGACUCGAAACGAAACGAACUGAGGCUAUGGCAGACCAAUUCUUCUUCUUUCUUCUUUUUCCCCCUCCAAAAAUUGGCGCCUGUCUUGUUACUCGGUCUCUGGGCUUUUUUUUGUCGUGUAUCCAUCCAGCAAGAACUGCCUAUCUCAUGAUGGCUUGCAAUUCAAAGGAAUUGCGCAUAAAAAAAACAAAAC
Molecule: messenger RNA, 826 nt
Organism: Trichoderma harzianum CBS 226.95
Lineage: Eukaryota; Fungi; Ascomycota; Sordariomycetes; Hypocreales; Hypocreaceae
Exons: 5
Coding region: 113-442 (109 amino acids)
Biological process (GO): ribosomal large subunit biogenesis; cytoplasmic translation
Cellular component (GO): ribosome; cytosolic large ribosomal subunit
Molecular function (GO): structural constituent of ribosome
Source: RefSeq, a predicted model, not a curated record